UUCCUGCUGGCCGAAAUGGUGGCCUCUCAGGGGCUACUGUGGUGGUUGACUGGGCAGGGUUUUGGGUUUUAGGUGUUGGGCGUGGCUCUGGUUCUUCUUUAGAACGGGGACUAUUACGCCAAGGGAACCGGAAGCGAAAGGAUAGCCUUUUGUCUGCCAUGAAUUGUUUGGAAUGAGAUAUGAAAAGGUUGGCUUUGUUUAAGAAGUUGAUGGAUGCUUACCAUGUAAAGUCUGGUAUAUAUUAAAGUUGAAUCUGAUACCUUACCUUUUCUUGGUCUUUCUGCUUCAUUACUCUCUCUUACAAUUAAGUAUUUCCUAACGCAUCGUUUAUGACUUAAAUGGGAAAUUAAGCAAUUGCUUAAGCCAGAGUUUCCUUAUCUAAUAGGUCUAGCAUCUCUUGGCUUCAAUUACUUCAUGUUUGCAUUUUAUUCUGCUUCUCCACCUUGUUUUAGCAGAUCUCCAAAAGGCAUGCAAAGUAUAUAUACUUGCCGGAACGCUGCCUUCAAAAGCAUCGGCUUAGUGCACGUGUUAAGAUGGGUUGCUACUAUUUCAACAAAUGAUUCCCAUUGUUAUGAAAUUGAAAAUUGAAGUCAUCAGAAUACUUCACCUUCCUCAUCAAGCAAGAAGUAAACUUAGGCACAUCAAAUCCAGUCCCCACCUGAACAAGUAAUCUGAUGCAAAGAAGAAACUAAUCUCGAAAGAAAUGAAAUUUCCUUCCUGAAGUUAUUCAAGAAAAGAAUAUGAGGAAAGUAGGUUUUGUCAAGUAAGAGAUGACCGUAUGAUAGCAUGGCUUGCUGCUACAUCCUCUGCUUCAUAACCUUACCCCAUCAUCCUUCAUCGGGGAAGCUUCAAUCAUUUUUCAGCAGCUUUCUUGUUUGCCAAAAGGAAUAAAAAUGCAAGGAAUUGCUAGGGCUGUGAGAUCAUGCCAUGAGAUACUCAAAGCUGCAGCUUUGGAGCAUUCCCGCGGGAGACGAAUUGCUUGGGUAGAAAGGUUAGGUUCAAGUUGUAAAUGGGUUACCACUCCAGCCUUAAAAGGAUUGGAGAAUGUGACUGUGGAAGAUGUACUGAUGAAAAAGAGCGAAGAAACUGGACCUUGGCUCUGGUGCCACACAAAUGACACUGUUAUUGAUGCUAUAAAAAAUAUGGCUAAAAACAAUAUCGGGUCAUUAGUUGUACUAAAGCCUGGAGAGCAACAAUAUAUUGCAGGAAUCAUCACAGAAAGAGAUUAUGUGAGGAAAAUAGUUGCACAGGACAGAUCACCCAUGUACACUAGGGUUGGAGAGAUUAUGACUAAUGAGAACAAAUUAAUAACAGUGACAUCUGACACAAACAUUCUUCAGGCAAUGCAACUUAUGACAGAGAAUCAAAUUCGGCAUGUACCGGUCAUAGAUGGCAAGCUAGUUGGCAUGAUUUCGAUCAAAGAUGUUGUUCGAGCAGUAGUGGAGCAGCAAAGCGGGGAAUUGAAGCAACUAAAUGAGUACAUUAGAGGAAAUUACUAUUGAAGCUCAUAGCAAUUUCAUUUUAUGUUCACCAAAAUCACUGUAAUAAAACAUAAGCACAAACUUGGAAGCUACUUCCCACAUAAAGUUUUCUAGUUCAACACAUACAGUGGACUUCUAUUUUAGAUAGUGAAGUGCAGAAUAGGAAAAAUGGUUUCCAGCAAUUA
Rosa chinensis is the source of this 1666-nucleotide messenger RNA. Its product is annotated as CBS domain-containing protein CBSX3, mitochondrial. The transcript has 6 exons. The record is from RefSeq and is a predicted model, not a curated record. Bases 894 to 1502 code for a protein of 202 amino acids. NCBI's taxonomy places the organism in Eukaryota, Viridiplantae, Streptophyta, Magnoliopsida, Rosales, Rosaceae.